Aspergillus ochraceoroseus IBT 24754 is the source of this 733-nucleotide messenger RNA. RefSeq lists its product as uncharacterized. Bases 128 to 688 code for a protein of 186 amino acids. Lineage: Eukaryota; Fungi; Ascomycota; Eurotiomycetes; Eurotiales; Aspergillaceae. The record is from RefSeq and is a predicted model, not a curated record. The transcript has a single exon.
AGAAUAGCCAGCAGCAGCAGCAUUAGCUAUCCCCGGAUCAAGUGAGUAUGUAUGCAGGAGUAUCAUCAUGUUCAUUUGGCAAUCACUCACAAAGGUUCCCUCCACCCAGGUACCACCUAAACACACUAUGCAAAAUCCCAAACUAUACGUUGUGUUUUAUCGCCCUCAAUGCGGCAACUACCAUUCUUGGGCUCCGUAUGUCGAUGAUGAAGACGCGCUGAUGAUCUUUGAGGUCGUUGGACAACAUCCGGACUUCCAGCGCAAUGUUGUGAACGCCAAGGCUGAAAAGUCCAAGAGCUUUCUGGGCAAGGAAUACGUUGCGGUCAUCAGUAAAGCCGACAUAGAGAAAAUCAAAGAGGUUGCGUCAACAGUUCCUGUGGACAAUGAGACGGUGGAAUGGGACUGCCAGGACUACGUGCUUGAGAUCCUUGACAAGCUGGAGGAUGAGUUUAUUCUGGAGGAGUACGAUGAAGACUAUCGUGAAGCGCGAAGAGUUUUAAGGGAGAAAAAGGGGUGCAAUUAUCUGAUAGUCUCAUUGUACAGAAGCUACUUUCAAAACAUGCCGAUGGGCCUGCUCAUAAAACUCGCGUUUCUCGGACUCGAUCGAGAAGCCACCACUGAGCGUAGAGAUUUGGGGAGACACAUUCUGGCAGAUAAUAAAACCAGUCAUCUUUCUCGUACGGGCUGAGGCAGUUUGUGCACCGGACAGAUUCAUAAUAGUCAGGGUAGAAAC